AUGAUUUCUGUUCUAGAUCUCUAUGGCAAAGCCUUUAUUUUUCCGAAGAAAACAGCCACUAGCUAUGUUCUCCUGUCUCCAGAUCUGCCCUUGAGUCUUCAAGCAUUUACACUUUGCAUGAAGGUGGCCUCAGUGUUACCAACCAAUCGGGAAAUCAUUCUUUUCGCUUACCGCACCAAGGACUAUGAUGAACUUAACGUGUGGCAAGAGUUUAAUGGCACCUUCAGCUUGUACCUGAGUGGUCCUGGGGUGUACUUCACUCUCCCAACACUCAACACCUUUGGAAGCCACAUGUGUGUGACCUGGGAAUCCAAAUCUGGUCUCACAGCCUUUUGGGUAAACGGUAAAAGGAGCCUAAGAAAAAUGCUGAGACCAGGGUAUAGGAUCCAACCAGAGGGCACUGUCAUACUGGGGCAAGAUCCGGACUCUUUCUUGGACAGUUUUGACGAGGCCCAAAGCUUUGUGGGAGAAAUAAGCAACCUUUAUAUGUGGGACCAUGUCUUAUCACCCUCCGUUAUCAAGAGUGUUUACCUCGACUACUCAUUUCCCAAGGGAAAUAUUUUUGAUUGGCAAUCAUUAUCAUAUAAGUGUACGGGAAAUGUGAUGGUGGAGUGA
Gopherus flavomarginatus (Mexican gopher tortoise) is the source of this 615-nucleotide messenger RNA. RefSeq names its product pentraxin fusion protein-like. The coding region runs from base 1 to 615 and encodes 204 amino acids. The record is from RefSeq and is a predicted model, not a curated record. The transcript has a single exon. Lineage: Eukaryota; Metazoa; Chordata; Testudines; Testudinidae.